ACAAUUCCCGAGGAACAGGAACUCCAGUACCAUCCUGAACUGGCAGAGGAGCCACAAUACCACCCGCCAAUAACAUCAUGGGCGUGGGAUGCAGACCAUGAUACAACCAUUCUUGAUCUCCAACAAUCGAACUUACCCUUGACAGAAGUGUUGUCAUUUGUAGCUCGAUCCUGUCCAAAAUUACGUAUUCUAAGACUACAUGCAAACGUUCCAGUGUCCAUUUCCGAGGAAUCAGUCCUUGAGAGCGACUCCACAACGUCCGUCGAUGAGAGGGAUAAGAAGUAUUCGCCUGAAAUUGAAAUAUACAUUCGAUGUCGUCAGACGACUGACCUCCCAUUUAGAGCUCUGCUGGCGAUGGUUUCCUCCAUCUUUCCCAAAAUAUCUGAUCUGACUUUGGAUGGAGAUGACCAAACCAAGCUUGAUAUCUUGGGGUACAUGCAACCGCUUCCCAGUAGCUUCCUCCCAAAACUUCGUAAGUUUUGUUUAAAACAAUUUAUGGGAUCUCUUUGCCUGCUAACCUUUUCGAAAUUUAUCGUAGAACAACUUUCACAUCUCCCGUUUCUUCGAAUAUCGCAGUGCAAGGUAGAUGUUCAAAUGGAAAGUAAGAUGGAAUUCUCUGACUCCGCUCUGUCUCACCUGGAAAUCAUUCCAGUCAAUGUAAUACCUUUUGCAUGUCUAAACGAACUGGUAUUCAAGGCUUUUAAAAGCAUAACAAAUUUCAUCUUCCAGCAUAAUAUAACAGCUGAACACCAAAUCUACCUAGACUGGACCAAGACAGGGCAAAUGCCCACUGAAAAGCUUUAUUUGAAGCAGUCAACAUCCUUGAUAGCUUUCGAAGACCUCCUGGGCAUCGUGAAGAAGUUUCCUAGGAUAAGUAAACUCGAGACAGAUGAGUGUGGUUCUUUAGAAAGAACAGAAAUACUCGAAAUAGUGAGAUCAUGUACACAACUACAAUACUUCUCUUCUGUUGCAAGAGGUGUAAGCCGUAUUCUCGCCAUUUCUGAUCAGUUCAUGCGGAAACCUACCUCUAAACCUAUCAGCAAAUCAUUUGGCAAGCUAGGAGGGGAGCUAAGACUUGAGACACACGACAUUACGCUUUGUGUGCCAGAAGGGGCCAUACAGGAAGAGGGGAAAAUUGAAAUUGGUCUCCAGGCGUUAACCAAUCCUCCAUCCACACACUUCCAAGAGGACGAGAUGGUCUGCAGCUUCGGAUUCCAGUGCACUAUUCUGAAUUCACCAGGUUUCAGAUUCGCAGUACCCGUCAGAGUGACCCUUCCGCAUUCUGCCAUCCUUGGUGAUCCUUCUGAAGUCGGGACGGGGAUCUACAAUGGUGAGCUGUGGCAUGAUACAGGAGAUGUGCAGAUCAGUACCAUCACUUACGUCCCGCCGUCAGAAAAUAGACUUCCAAGUUGUAAGGUAGAUGACAAGGAGAUAACCGUCUUCAUUGACCACUUUUCAUUUGGAUGGCCAGUCCUGAAGAUUCGCAAUCCAUUUGUGAGAGGCAAGCGGUUGGGAUGCUUGUCCUUCGUGCCAAAAGGGAUGCCCCCAACGAAGAAACCGAUCCUUAGAGUGCAUCUCUUUGACAACGUUAAAGGCAAUCCCAAGGAGAUUACUGAGGAUGAAUCCGAGUGUGAUUUCCGCAAGGCUCAUCCUAAGAAAGAACUCCAGGCGAGAGCCAACCUAGAUGUCACUUACGGUAUGGAUGGAAGCAACGACCAUGGCAACGAGCCCGAGCAGACUCCGGUAUGGGCUAACUUAUAUCUCUUUAUUCAAACCAUAGCAGUUAGGAGUUUUCUAAAUAAAGAAAUAAAUUAG
Strongylocentrotus purpuratus (purple sea urchin) is the source of this 1815-nucleotide messenger RNA. RefSeq lists its product as uncharacterized. The transcript is spliced from 3 exons. The record is from RefSeq and is a predicted model, not a curated record. Lineage: Eukaryota; Metazoa; Echinodermata; Echinoidea; Camarodonta; Strongylocentrotidae. Gene Ontology annotation, biological process: netrin-activated signaling pathway. Gene Ontology annotation, molecular function: netrin receptor activity. Bases 355 to 1815 code for a protein of 486 amino acids. Gene Ontology annotation, cellular component: membrane.